Molecule: messenger RNA, 525 nt
Organism: Radiomyces spectabilis
Lineage: Eukaryota; Fungi; Mucoromycota; Mucoromycetes; Mucorales; Radiomycetaceae
Exons: 1
Source: RefSeq, a predicted model, not a curated record
ACCAAUCCUGUUGGAUCCAUGGCCUCCUCAUGGGCAAACACUGUCCAAAAACCUCGUCCCAUUAAUACUGUAACGAACCCCCGUCGCCAGGCUGCUAAUGCCCGCAACUUUCAACCUGUUCUUGGCCCUCAAGGCUUUGAGUACCUUUACUUGACCCGUGCUAGACGCAUGGACCGUCCCGAAAUCCGUCGUAGCCUUCGUCGCUUAGGCUUGGACUCUGCCCGUAUCCUCGACGUUUCCUUUCCCGCUCGCGCUGUAGUUGGCUUGCUCAUGCAUGUCCAAUAUAUUCCGGUUGCCAAAGAAAUUUUGGCAAAACAUAAAGUCGUCCCCAUUGCCUCUUUUGACCCACAGGAUCCUGCCCACCUGGGUGAUCCCAAGUAUGCUGACCUUUCCGACACCGAAAAAGUCGCCCUGAUAACCAACCUGCACCGUACCCACUGUGAACGCACACUUCGUUUCCUUCGUCCCACUGUUGCCCUUCCACUCACCAGAGCUUUUUUUGAAGCUGGCUGGAUAAGUGAACAG